Plasmodium fragile is the source of this 8259-nucleotide messenger RNA. RefSeq lists its product as uncharacterized. The transcript has a single exon. The record is from RefSeq and is a predicted model, not a curated record. NCBI's taxonomy places the organism in Eukaryota, Apicomplexa, Aconoidasida, Haemosporida, Plasmodiidae. The coding region runs from base 1 to 8259 and encodes 2752 amino acids.
AUGAGAAAUCACCUCGAAAAAAACGCAAAAGGAACAACAGAAAAGAAACAUCAGAGGCGCAACACAAAUGAAAAGGAGAAGGAGGAAGAAGAGAGGGGAUAUGGAAUGAACACAAUUUAUCACCAACGUGUUGGCAAAAUGGAGGCCAUACGAAUUGACUCCUUUUGCAGGAAAAAAAGAGUUCCAAAGGAAACCCUUUGGAACAUUGAGAAUUCACAAGAGGACGAUGAGAACAUGAUAUGCUUCAAAAAUUUCGUCCAGAACGACCUAUCGGAUGAUAACGUGAACGGAAGGGGCGACAUCGUUUUCGACCAUUUUGGAAAUGCACAGAGAAGGAACAGCAGAUGGGAUAUCCGAAGCCAGAGUGGAAGUAGAAACGAAAGCUGGAAUGGAAGUGAAAAGAGAAGCAAAGUUAGACGCAAGAGUAUGCGCGAUAAGCUGAUCAUUUUCAACAACAAAGGCCAGAGCCGCAAUCCUCCUCGAGACCACAAACACAAUUCAAUAACAGGUCUGAAUUUAACGAACUACAUGAUGGUGCCAGAUGAUAUCAGGCACAAGUACACCAAAACGUACUUGUUCCAAAUAUCCAAAAGACUGCUAGUCAUGAAAAAACCAUGGAGAUUACCCAAAAAUGUAGAGCUACAAAUCAACAAUGUGUACCAUUUGUCCAAUUACAUAAAAGUGCUGGAGAGAAUUUCGAAUGAAUAUCUGAAUGACCCCCCUAUCAAUUAUUACUACAAAGGGUUAGAGCUGUAUAACAAAAAUGUGUUUGCAAAUAUAGACUAUUUGUUAAAGAAGGUAGACAUAAAAAAGAACCCCAAGAAUUUUCAAUACAGGAAUUUAAUUAAGGUAAAUGAGUGUUAUUACGAUUUAAGCACCUUUGGAAAAUCUCCCAGUGCUAUGCUUUAUCAAUCCUAUGUCAUAUGGGAUGUUCAUGGGAGUAGUUUAACCCUAGAACAGGAAUAUGAAAAUUUUUUCAACUCACAAAUUAUGGAUUAUAGCUUUGGAGAAAAGGAGUACCCAAGUUUGAAAUACAUUUUAAGCAUAUGCAGCUCAAUCCUAUUUUGGCUCAACUUUAACAAAAAAGACAAUUUUGCUAUUAUUAAUUACCAUAAAAUUAGCUCCUUCAUUUUGUUAAUUUUUUCUUGUGUCAUGCUAGUCAUAGAUAACACUUUAACCUUUUCCCAAAUUCAAGAAAUCCUUUACAAAUCGUCCAAAAUAAGUAACAGCGAUAAGGAGGAUGUAGAGGAUAGCGUCGACACGAAUAUAUCUUCAAACUAUUUUGGAAACAAAUAUGAUACUGUUUCUAACGAGGAAGAAUCGGACGACACGUAUAAUUUGUUAGCGAGAGGCGAAGCAGAAAGCGGGGGGCAUUCUCGUAUCUCACUUGAUAACAGAAUGACAAAUCUGCAAAGAGACAAAUAUGAGGGAAGUGGAAGCAUAUAUGACAACGAGGAGGAUUCCGACCCUCGCAGUAAGAACUAUAAGGAUAAAUCCCUCGAGAAUGAUUCUUAUACGAAGAAAAGAGAAACCUCUGAUUCCUUGGAUGAUAUCUACCAUUUUGGAAAUUGCAACAGCGAAGAUUACCCCACAACAUAUGACAACCAUUUUAAGGGAGGCAAUAUAACUUUCACCAGGAACGGAUAUAAAUCUAGUAAGCCCGUCAGUAAUCUUAGCAAAAUGCAAUACCAUACAUUAAAUUUGAAUGGGAGGAAAAGUGUAGAAUACGAUAAUGAGAUGGACAGUUCCCAGAAAAAGAAGAAGACCAAAUUUUCAAACUCCUGGGGAUUUGAUCUAACAAAUAGAGAAAAUUACAGAAGUAGCAAUAAAGUGAAGGAUCACCAUUUUUGGAUCCCAUUUGACUACUGGAAGUCUUCUCACAAAAGAUAUUUUUUUUACAUUUAUGAAUUAAUGAAAAAUAAAAAUAAAAAAGUCGAAAAUGUGCCCUUUAAGUUGAAGAGCAUUAUUUUUAGCGACUACGUCAUGUGCUCCGUUUCGGUUGAGGUGUAUGAAAUUAUUUACAAAGAUAAUCAGGAAUUUCACCUGGACGUUUUGUCCGAUUGUGGGUACGACACCGCUGGGGCAGAGGCGUCCACAGGUGAGGGCACAAGCGAGGAUCAGAGCGAAAGCGUUGAACCAAGUGGUGAGCGAAGUGGUAAACAAGGUGCUAAAGGAAGUAAAAAAAAACAUAGUGGAAACCAACGUCAUUACCAAUGUAACAACCCUAAGGAAUGCACCGAAGUUGAUGAGUCCAAUGAGGACUACACACGGAAUGAAGAACCAAAGGGAGAAGGCCUUCCUGAAGAUGAAUCCUUUCACAGGAACUCUUCUGUGGAGAGGAAUUUAAAAUCAGGAACCCCAAAUGGACGCGAUUCGAAUGCUCCCUUGAAAGGAAGGGGUAGCAGCGAUUACUCCGACGAGAUUAUUCACCACCGGGCUAGCGUAAAAAAAGGAAACGGAAAUAUCUAUGGAAUGUAUAAAAAACCCGGUGGUAGAAAAUUAAGCGAGGAUAACAUUCCAUACGACGAAAGUGAUACCCCUAGCGGGUUAAUCGUACCAAAGGGUGAUCUCACCGCGAACAGCAUUUUUAUAGGUAGGAACUAUGAACCAACUGCGUGUGUGAGAAAUAAAUUGAAGAAGACGUCUUCUUGUUACAGAUUAAGGAACGGCUCAAAUGGGUUCCGUGACAGCUGCGAGGAGGCUUCACUUAAUACGACGAAUCGAUCGCAUUUGUCUAACUCGGCCAAUUCGUUUAGUGGGUCAAACUAUGAACGAAGUCUGCAAGGAAAACUGGGGGAGGCAGAUGGAAGGGGCACGAAUUCGCAUCGGUUCCACGUCCGUAGCGGCAAGGGCCCCAUCACACACAAAAUAAGACAACAUGGUGGGAAGUACUAUUCUCCCAGAUCCCUCAGUUCAGUUUCUCCAGAACCAACAUCGAUAGAUCACGUGUACAGUUACAAAAAUGAGGGCAUUCCGGACAGUGACAAUAUUCAAAGGGGAAGGUCCAAAGGGAAGAUAACUACCAACGCGCAAGUAAAGAGGAAAUCGUGCACAUUUUUUCCGCAAAAGAAGGUUAGCAGCUCGGAGGAAUUGCAUGAACCACUCUCGUCCGUGAUGAACAAACCCACGUGCGAUGUGUCGAAUGUAGGAGAAGCGGAACAUAAAAAAGACUCCACAUGGAAGGAAAAAAAAAUUUACGAGUUUUUAAGGAAAAAUAGAAAGAGAAACCAGAAAAAAGGGGAAGAUCGAAAUAAAGGUGUAUCGUCUGAAAAAUCAGGAUAUGAAUACUUUUUAAAAUGUAACAACCUAAGUUACAACAUCGUGUCGUCGUACGAGAAGAACAAAAAAAAAUAUGUGACAAUCGAUUUCACACAUGACCCUGAAGGGAAUACCAAGGAACAUAUCAUAUGUGGAGAUGUUCUCAUACUAAUUGGACACAAAAAUAUAGAAAAAUUUCAUAAAGGAUUUUCAAGUUCGUAUUCUUUCCAUACUGGUUUUUUAAAGAAGGCCUCGUCCGAAAUUCUUCACAUAAGGAAAGAAGACAUGGACAUUAACAGCAAUUACCAAAGCUACAUUCCGGAUGGCAUGAAGCUGUCCAUCAUUUUGGACUCCGCUAAUAGAAGUGACUGCAUGAAAGCGUACAAAAGAAAUUUAAGGGGUCAUAACAAAAUGGAAGAUUUGAAAUCGUUGAAAAUUUUCGAAAAAAAUAAAUCCUUCGAGUCCAUUGAUUCGGAGCGUGCUGUGUAUGAUCUGCAAGCCAGCAUAACUGCCAUUUCGGCCCCUGAUGGGGGAAGGCACAAUAGGGGAGAGACGGGCGUCAGGGAUAAGGGAAGAAGGAGGACAAAGGGAGAGAGAGAAGACGAUUCAAAUGAAGAAGAGGAGGAGGGAAAAUCCAGAUGGUGGAAGGAAAGAAGCGCCCACAAUGUAGUGAAUUGCAGACGGGAGCGUAUGGCAACAGUGGACGACGAUGAGGAAGAAGAUGAUGAUGAUGAAGAGUGCAUAGAGCAGCGAUGCGAACAGCACAGUGAUAAGGAGCACGAGCCAAACGGGCCGAGCCAUCACAUGGGAGAAACAAGGCAGACAUCACAGAAACGUAGAGAACGCGUGCGGUACACGUCACCAGAGCACAGGGACCCAAGGAACAAGUCAAACUGUAGCAAUAGCAAGCAAAUGGAUUCCCAUUCGAAGAUAAAUUAUAGUGGUUACUCAAUUUUCAACAAAAAGGAGCCCAAAAUAAAAUACAACGCUACGAAUAUAACGCAACUGUUAACAUCUCUCUUUGGUUUUAAAAAUAGAGAAGACAAAUAUUCUUUAACAAACAAACAAAGCGUAUGUUCCUUGUUGUCCUCCAAAAGAUCGUUUUCAAAUUUAAUUUCCUUAAAGGAUUUUUUACAGAGGCAAUAUGAAGUAAUUACCAACCCGACAGAGAGUAUGUACAAUUUUGUGAAGAAUCAUGUUUUGAAGGUAAACAUUCCUUUGGUACAGUAUUUAAAAAAAAUAACUCAUUUGUCGAAUUUGAAAAUUUAUUUUUCUUUAAAGUUGUGCAACAAUGAUUUGAGUAAGUCUCUCAAUUUUAUUGUCUCCAUAUGGGGAAUUAAGAUUUUAAAAAAAAAAAGUUCCAUUAGAUACUCCUCAACUUUAAACGAGCUCCCAGAAUUUAGGGAAGAGUUUAAAGAAAUCGUCCCCCAUGAUGUAGACAUAAAAACACCCACUGAAAUAGCAAGGCAUGUAAAUGAUGUGGACAGUACAAAUGUCAGUUGUACGCAUGUGGAUGUGUACGAAAAAUUGGAGGACAGUGCAAAUCUGUUUAAGGAGCAUGAACAGGUACCUGCAGGUAAGGAUGCAGAAGUGGUACUUUCGAAAGAACCGUGUAGGAAGGUGAGCUCGCUACAUCGCUUGGAGGAGACGUUCGAAUGGACAAAGGACCCUGGGGAUGUCCUACACCUUAAGGAACUGCAUCCCUACAGGGAGAGCGAGGCGGUGAGCUCGACAAGUGUGGCAAGAGGGGAAGAAACAAGUGAAGUGAAAAUUGGUACACAAAAGGAAGUUACACCCAGCGAACCAAAUGAAGUCUCCGAUCAGAACAAACUCAAGGAACCCUCGACGCAAAAGAUGCAAAACGAGGGCCCCUCCGAAGUGAUCACAAACAUAGACGGAAUAAAAAUUGCCAAGAUGGAAAUCAACAAGACAUACUACCAAAUGAGGGAAGAAACAAAUUUUGCAAAAUCGAAAGAGGAACCUGAUUUAAGAAAGAAUGAAAAGGAAAUGGUCCAGGAACAUCCUAAAAAAACUAUAGAGGACAAUGAAAGUUUUCUGAAUAGCAUGAUGGAAAAGGACGAGCCAUCAAAAGGGAUAGAACAGACUAACACAAAAAAUGAUAUAUUAAAAAAAAUAGAAGGAAAUGAUUUUUUCUACGGAAAAUUGCCCAGUGGUGAAUUGGUAAAAAUAAAAGUAAAUGACACGAACGAGUUAGGCACAUACGACAGCAUGCCUCUUCUACUGAUUGAACCUGUGGAUGAUUCAGGACAUCUUAAACGUGCAAUGAGUGGCUUAAGUGUGAAGGAGGAAUCUGAUAAAAAUGAAAAUGCUACCCUGGAGAAGGCAGCUAAUACAGAUUGCCUAGUAAACGAUUUAGAAAAAAUGUAUGACCAAAAGGUUAUAAAAAAGAGCAGCAUUGAGUCCACAUUGAGUGUAGAAAGUGAUAGGUCCACUAUGUCUAGGUAUUCCACGUCCCUUGUAGUGCCCCCCCCCGCUUCUAUCUCGAAGGGGGAGCUGCCCGCGGGGAAAAACGUGGAGGUCAAAAUAGACCAAAAAAUUGACGCCAAAAUAAACCAACAAGUUGACCCUAAAGUGGAACAAAAGGCUGACACUAAAGUGGACGAAAAGAUGGACCCUAAAGUGGAACAAAAAGCUGACACUAAAGUGGACCCAGGCGUGGUAGUGAAGCCCCCCGCGCUAGCAACCAAGCAAAUGACCAAGCAACCAGCUACCGAGGGUCAAACAAAGGCAAAGGCCGUGGAGGCGAUCCUCAGGAAAGCAAAGGAAAAAAGACCGCCGCCCCCUCUACCAUCCGCGCUACAGAAAAGGCCCCCUGCGAAAGCGACCACGGAGGGCAAGGAACCAGGAGGGGAUACAAAAAAAGAAAGUAGCGUAAAGCCAGGGGUGCCCAAAAAAAUGGGGAAGAAAAUGCCAGGCCCCCCUCCCAAACCCCCAUUUGCAUUAGGUAAAGGCAUAAUGGGAGAAAAAACCAAAAUGGGAAUGAAAAAAUGCCCCAUGAAUUUUGCACCUAAGAAGUUCGUCAAAGUCCAAGAAAAACGACCCCUAGGAAUUAAACUACACUGGCAACUAUUACCAACGCACAAAAUUGAAGGAACCGUUUUUAAUGAAAUAAAAACACAGGAAGCAAAGUAUACUCUAAUAGACACAAAAGCUGUUCACAAAUUAUUCGCUCGAGUAAAAGCAGAAAAGAAAAUUGUAAAAAAAAGCACAGAAGAGAAGAAAAAAAGCAAUGAAGAAAAACUAAUAACCGUUUUAGAUAGAACAAGAGCUCAGAACAUCGGAAUCUUGUUACGAUUUCCAAUGAGCACCCAAGAAAUUGUGCAGAAGAUAAGCGUAUUCGACCUUGAAAAUAUGAGUACAGAGUUUUUGCAAAAGGUAUUGCACAUUUUACCAACGAAGGAAGAAAGUGACAGCAUUUUACAAAAACUGGAACAUGAAAAUGUGAAGGAAGAACAUUUUAGAGAUGUUGAAAGGAAGCUAAUUCCAUUUGUUUAUAUGGAUAAAUGUCAAUGUAAGAUAGAAAUUUGUUUAUUUUCAUUAAAAUAUGAAAAAAUGAUAAAUGAAAUAAAUAAGGAUUUGGAUGUCUAUGACGAGGCUGUGAAGGAAGUACGAUCAAGCAUACGGUUGAGGUCUUUGCUCAAGGCCGUUCUCAAAUGGGGCAAUUAUGUCAACUAUGGUGUUAAUGACAAUGAAGAUUUAGUUGCUCUAGGGUUUACCCUAUCAUCAGUGUUGAAGCUGACCGAAUUUAAAUCGUCCAUAGAUAAUACCAUCACCUCGUUGCACUAUAUCACUGUUAGUCUUUGUACAUAUUUACCAAAUUUAAAUAUGAACCUUCUAGAAAAUGACCUAAACUCCGUUUCAGUGGCGUCCAAAAUGUCGUCCGAAACGGUAGAUAUUCUACUAGCUUCAAUCGAUAAAGAUAUAAAUUACAUCGGAGAGCAGUUGAAAUGUACAUACGAAGAAGUUUUUAAAGAAAAAAUGAAAAGUAUUUUACAAGACAGCGAAAUGAAGUAUGCCAAUGCACAAAAGAGAUACGAAGAAACGAAAAAAUCUGUGCAGCAGUUGGGUACCUACCUUGGUGAAGAUAUGUCAAAAAGUCCAAACCUCGAAGGCAUAUUUAUUGUAUUAUCUUCUAUCGUGGAUAAUUUUACCAAAUGUUACAAAGACAUCUUGGCCAAUCCUAAGAAGUUUUCCAUAAUGCUAAAUGAUGAAAAUUUACUAGAUGAAUAUUACACCUUUUUUGGAAAAAAAAAAAAUAAAAAUCUUCCCUCCUCUAAAAAUUGCACCCCGAUAAGCAAAGAAGCAGUAACGAAAGAACAAGGUGCAACAAAAGAGAGUGAGAAAAUAACUGGGAAGAUAAGAAUUAAUAGACUCAACAGCUGCAUGGGUGUAGUCCGAAAAAAUGAUAACGCCAAGAGUUCCAUGUUUCAGCUGAGGACUAAAUUAAUGCAGGACAUACAGAAUAGGGCUUUCAUCAAAGUGGGGAACUCGGAUGGGGACAAAGUGAAAUGUGAACCCACGAUCCCUUUGUGCAACCAGAAAGAUACGCCUAUCCCGAAUAUUGCAUUGGGCAAAAAUGACAUGAGGGUAGAAAGCGCACAAGGUUUAAGUGAAAACGGGAAUUGCGUCGAUACAAAGGGGGCAACUGUGCCUCAUGGAUGCGUCUUGGGGGGGGAGUCGAAAAGUAGGAAAAACUCGGCUGGAAGUGUGAAUGAGACGAGGUUAGAGCCAAAAAAACCGAUUGGAAGUGUAAAUGAGACGAGGUUAGGGGUGGAUAAUUCUCUCGGAAGUGUAAACAACAAGACGAGGUUAAGAGAGGGAUUAAACUGUGAUGAAAAACCGAAUGGAGAUAUGGCCGCUGAGGUGAAACUGACAGAGAGUCCAAAAAUCGAGAGCAAACCUAACGUGAGUACCAAAAUUGAGGACAAAAUAAACGAUGAGAUAAGUGGACUCGUGGCCGAAGAAAAAAUUGUGGAAUAA